Molecule: messenger RNA, 2549 nt
Organism: Siniperca chuatsi (mandarin fish)
Lineage: Eukaryota; Metazoa; Chordata; Actinopteri; Centrarchiformes; Sinipercidae
Exons: 19
Coding region: 139-2508 (789 amino acids)
Source: RefSeq, a predicted model, not a curated record
AUGUAGCAGACACCACCACAUGGUGCCAGUUUGGCCAGGAUAUACCAAGCAAGUGGUUCACUUUAGCUUGUGUUGGUUAGCAGGUGUAGUUUGCUAGCAGCUAGGCUAGCUUUAGACACUGCCAACACAUCAGUGGCUAUGGCUUUUGGUUUUUUUCUUUGUGUGAUCUUGCUCCUGUCUGUGUGGGACAACACUACAAAAUGUGACUACAUUCCCAAUGAAGUUCUUCAUAUGGAGUGUCGUGAUGGCUUCUUCAUGAUAGCUUUUGAGUUCCCCUUCACUGGCAAUGAACCUCGCUUUGAUGCUGUCGACGACACAGGCGUGUACCCCAUUACUAAUCAGUAUGCAACAGAGUGUGGCUACAGUGUCAGUGUUCUCCCUCUACUGGGCUACGUGGAGCUCCGAGCCUCUUACUUCAGCUGUCACACUAACAACAAAGAUGACAAAGUGUUCACAUUCAACUUCAACCUGAUUGUGACACAUGAAGGAAAGGAGGUCACCUAUGCCUUGAACAAGACGUGUUCUCCCACACUCCCCUGGUCUCCCAGAGAGAUCACCUGUGAGGUCAACUACAUGGAAGUGUCUGUGAGGAAUGAAGUCACCUGUCCAUGUACGUCGAAGAGAGAUGACUGGAAUGCUGCGCUAAAUCCUGCCUAUGCCUUAGCCGCUUCAGACUGGCAGGUGAUGUUGCACAGAGAUGGGGAGCAGUUGAUGCCCAUUAGUCUUUAUGAAGCUCGUAAGCAGGGUUAUGUGUUCCAGUUGACAGAUGGAAGGCUUGUAUUUCGUACACCGUAUGGACAACCUGACUCACUCAGCACUGAGGUGAAUGGUGUUCCAGUAGAGGUGAUCCAUGCGACUCUGUUCUCCAGACAAAACUGGGUCGUCAUCAUGGUCGACCUGGUGGCUGCUUGCUCAAUGUAUGAAGGAUCAUAUGACAGUGGCUACAUGAUAUGGAAGACUCCUGAGGUGCUGCACCCGCUGGUGUCAGGUCUUAACGUGACACAGGUCAACGUUGGAGUCAAAGGUGAACUUGUGGCACAGCCAGUUGCAGAGGGGAGAGGCUAUAUUGUGGAGUUGCAAAACUCCACAGUCCAGAUCAGCAUACCCUAUAAUGCUGAAGGAGGAUACAGGAAGAGCUUUGUGUCCGGCCACCUCUACGAGUUCUACAUCUUUGAUCUCUACUUGGAGCAGAUCUCUGUGGAUGAGGAUAAUGUUGACACCAGGAUUCGCUUUCACAAGACACUUGCCACUCCCCUGCUGCCACGCCCUGUCUUCACUGAAAACCGAACAGUUCUUGAGGAGCGCACAUUUACAAUCUACCUCGGCGAUGUCCCUGAAGACGUCGAGUUGGCUUCUGUUUAUUUAAAUGGACAAGAAUUUACAGUGCCCUUUACAAACGCAGGCAGCCACACACUCUCAAAAGUUGUUCAUCCCAACAACACUCAUGGCUACACGCUGAAGGUGCCUUUUGAUGACCCAGUUGUCAUACAGCAGUGGUCCAAAGAACAUGAAGAGACGCAGCACAGGCUGGACAUCAACUACACACUGACAGUUCUGCCUGAAAACGAGCCUUAUUACCACCUGGCAUCAGUCAUGGCAUUAACAGAUGUCCCUCCUCCAGCCUUUGAGGCUAUCUGUUCCGAGUCUGGGAUCAGCUUCAAACUGGACCACCGGCCUUUUGACUACCUGUGGGAGAUCCGCAUCGGCUCAGACCUGCUGACAUCAGAGCUGGCAGCCCAGCGCGGUUACAUCAUGAGCAAUGACAGCCAGAGUUUACUGCUCAACGUGCCGCUCUUUACUCAUGGCUACGAGUACAAGAACUUUACUUUGAAGGGCUUCUUUGGCACGUUUGAGAUCCUUGUGCAGGAUCAUGAAACAGAGGUCCAGAGUUCAACUGUCAAGACUUGUCCGUUCUCUACUACUGAACUCAUUGUGUGUUCGACUGAUGGGAGGAUGACUGUGGUGGCUGAUUUGUCUCUGGCCGUCCCAAGUGGAGGAGUUCCUGCUCAAACCAACCUUUUAGACGAAUACUGUGGACCCCAAGAGGCAGAUGACACCAGGGCGCUCUUCUCUUUUCCGCUUAACAGCUGUGGAUCCAUAGUAAAGCUCAGCAACGAGUAUGUGACCUAUGCAAAUGAAAUUUUCUUCAGUAAGAAGGGUACUCUGAAAAAUCCAGUUCACUGGAGCAAUGAUAUCGACAGGGUGAUAAUGCGGUGUACAUAUCGUCUGGAUGGACUUCAUCGCCUCUUCUCAUUGCACAGGUUUGAGUCUGACACAGCUGGUGUUGGCCGCAUUGUGCAUUCUGCACACUCCACUGAAGGUCUAUCAGGUCCCACCAUUGAACCCACUGUAUGGCAAACGCCAGUGCCCACUACGAGACUCUCCCCACGACCUGGUUACCACCCUCCUGCUCAGUACAUUAAAGUGCCCAGCUUUCUAAACAGUAUCUCAAAGAAAGGUGCUACAGGAUUAUCACAAACCAAAGUGACUCUAUAUUUUGGAUUGUAACUGUGUGUAUAUAGCUCAAUAAAUUUGUCUUGUACUUUUGA